Juglans regia (Persian walnut) is the source of this 615-nucleotide messenger RNA. Its product is annotated as mitogen-activated protein kinase kinase kinase 3-like. The coding region runs from base 1 to 615 and encodes 204 amino acids. Gene Ontology annotation, molecular function: ATP binding; protein kinase activity. The transcript has 3 exons. Lineage: Eukaryota; Viridiplantae; Streptophyta; Magnoliopsida; Fagales; Juglandaceae. Gene Ontology annotation, biological process: protein phosphorylation. The record is from RefSeq and is a predicted model, not a curated record.
AUGGAGAGUACGUUUGGUGAUGGAGAAAGUUGGGUGAGAGGGCCAUUGAUCGGCAAAGGAGGUUUUGGGUCCGUGUUUCUUGCCACUUUGAAGAAAUCCAAAUCAAGCAAAGAUUGGAGAUUUUGGGUUGGCGAAGAGAUUGGCAUAGAAAAUGAAGAGAAGGAUGGACUUGACGUUUACUUGAGAGGCACACCUCUCUAUAUGGCACCUGAAGCGGUGAUUGAGAAUGUACAUGAGCCUCCCUGUGAUAUUUGGGCUCUUGGGUGUCUUGUGUGUGAGAUGCUUACUGGAAAAUCUCCUUGGGAUAGGGAGGAAAAGUUGAAUGCAAACGAGCUUUUACAGCUGAUUGGGGAUGAGUGUGAAGUUCCCAAAAUACCAAGUGGUGUUUCCGAUGAAGCAAAGAGUUUCUUGAAGUCGUGUCUUGCGAGGAAGCCUACAUACAGAUUCACAGCUGAGAUGCUAAUGGAUCAUCCAUGGCUCCACAUACAAUCCAACAAUCUCCCACUUGGAGAUUGGUUUUCCACAUGCCAUCCACUGUUUCCAGCCCAAGCCCUACCACCUCUGCAACUUAUAGAUCCCGUCUUCAAGCCAGAAGAUGUACUGAAGUCGAGCUGA